AACCCAAACUAAAGGCUGACGACGGACAAAAAGGGCAAGGGAAUCGCAAUUAUCCCCUUAUUUCUGGCUCAUAAUGGGAGAAAUAAUGGAUUUUUGUGAAAGGAAAACAACUCUUUAACUAGAAGUAGUGAGUUUUGUGGAGUAAUUGUUUAUAUUUUAGAGUUUCUACAUAUAUAUAAUGAUGGGCAGAGUGAAACUCAUGCCGGUGCUACUGCUGAUCCUGUGUCAUUUCUGGCAUGAGGUGUCGGCAACCGGAUGCUCGGGUCUACGAAGGGUAAUUCUGGACAGUCUUGAAGGAACAGUCACAGACGGAGAAGGAUUUUAUGAGGAAAAUGCCCAUUGUGAAUGGCUUAUACGAGCCCCUGACCCCAACAUGACAAUCACUUUGACCUUCUCGGAGUUUGAGACGGAGUGUACAUACGACUUCCUGACGAUCUACGAUGGAGAUUCCUUUACCGGGACGGUGCUCGCAACAUUCAGCGGCAACUUAUUACCGGCACCCAUUGUAGCAAAAAGUGGAAACAUGUUAAUUCACUUGUACAGCGACACCAACUACCCUCUGAAUGGUACAACAGCCACGUAUAAAAUACAGAACUGUUCCAAUGACUGCUCAGGGCAUGGUGUGUGUCAGAACUACCGCUGUGUGUGUGAUAAUGCUUACGUAGGGGAGUCUUGCGAAAGGGAGUCGUGUCCUUUGGUGUGUGGCUACGCUCAGGAUAGGGGUGAUUGUGAUUUCAUGACGAUGGUGCAGAAAUGCAGUUGUCGUAAAGGUUUCGUCGGGGAGGGGUGCAGCCUGUCAACUACUAACAACACGAACUGGGGCGAUACGUUGCUUGUUUCCUCUGGGAUUGCCACCGUCUUUGAGGCAAGGACGGGACACACCGCGGAGUAUCACGACACCACCGACAGCCUCUGGGUUUUUGGAGGUUACGACCUCAACGGCGUACUGGGUGACCUUGUGAGGUUUAACUUCACCUCCAACCAAUGGGAACAAGUUGCGCCUGCUUCUGCUAUGCAGCCGACUGGUCGCUAUGCCCACUCCAUGGUUCUCUACGAUGACGAGUUGGUUAUCUUCGGGGGCAUUCUAGCGAACGGCUCCCUCACCAACGAGCUCUGGUCAUUUGAUCUCCUCACCUUGAUGUGGCACCUGCUGCCCGCAGGGAGUGAUGCUCAGUCCACUCCACCGGGACUAGCGGAUCACUCGGGGACCAUCGUCAACUUCUCUCAUCUGUUUGUUUUUGGUGGGCGGAGUCAGGGGUCCAACUUUGAAGAUAUCAUCUACAAGUAUGACCUUAUCUUGAGGUCAGGUUGGGAGGUCAUCAGCCCCCUUGGAGGUCGUGAAGCUGAUGUUAGGGUCAGGGGUCACAGCACGGUGUUCCAUCUGGAUUCAAAAUCGCUCAUCGUAUUUGGAGGUUUCCGACCAACUUCCUCAAGGUUCAGCGAUCGCUCUGCCGACAUUUAUGCAUUCCAUGUUGAGAAGCGUUACUGGAUGAAGUGGGCAGUGGAGGAGACUGGCGCCCCCAUGGGACGCACCUUCCAUAGCGCAAGCAUCAUCGGUAACUACAUGGUGGUGUUCGGUGGUAACGUUCAUGAACAUUAUAUCAGACCAGAAGAGCACUACCCAUCCACGCAUGAACGCUGUUAUGACGACAAGGUUGAACUUUUUCAUCUCGGUUGUCACAAAUGGGUGAACUUUGACACAAUAGCAAGCAGCUUCCAAUCUUCUGCUGACUCGCCACAUGUACACACUACCAGUAGAGGGCGCUUUGGUCACGCCGCGGCAGUCCGGGACGGCAGCACGCUCUUGAUUGUCGGAGGGUACAGUGGGGUAGUCUUGGGUGACCUCAUAGCAGUCAGGAUGCCUGGCACAGUGGCGGUUAACUCCAAGGUGGGCGGCUCGGUCCUUGACAACUGUCUGUUGCAUUCGAGUGAAUCCACCUGCGUAAGUGAUCCUAACUGUGGUUGGUGCGCGAAUGACGAUGCAUGCCUGGGCUACUCAAGACAGAGCUCUUGCUCGAAUGCCGAUACUUUUGUCCUCGGAGACUGCCCAAGCAUCUGCAGCAGCCUGGUUUCCUGUGAGUCCUGUAUCAUCUGGGGUCAAGGGGUCACCGUCAAUGACCCCUCGAGGUCAAGGGUCAAUGAGCAGUGUGGCUGGUGCGUUCAGGAGAGACAGUGCUACCAACUGGGAGAACCAGUUGGAUUCUGUGGAGACCAGUCAUCCUACACAGGUUACCCUGGAUGGUGGGGAGUUAACGGUACAUACCUGACCGAGUUCUCACAGUGCAGAAUACAGGAUCAUCCUCCAGGCGUCACAUGGAUUAAGUAUCGACACCCUCAAAACAUCUCGCAUCCUGACGAGGUGACUAUCAAAGAAAAAGCCGACAACACUUUCACUUUCUACUACGCUGCUACCAGAGAGGAGAAAUCCAAUGGUGGAGAGUUCAUUGCAGAGUACAAGGGGUUCUUGCGUCCCAAUGGUGUGGCGCCCCCAACGGGCACCGAUCUGAGUGUGUGGAUGGUCAGCUCUAACUCCAUUUCAACGCUUUAUCUCAACAAGGAUGAUAGCCCAGACAGUGUGGAGAAAGUCGCAUAUCAUUCGUUGGCCAGUGAGAGGCAGACAGAAGCUAAACGAGAUGACGAUUCUCCGAUCAUCCCGGACGCCUCUCCGACCGCCUCCUACUACUUCCUCCAAGAACAGAAGCAGGUCAUCAGUAAUAACUUGGUCCGCUCGGUCAUGAACCUCAACUGGAAUGGCAAUCUCCAAGAAGGUAUCAACUCACAGCCAUUCACCAAGGAGUUCCUUCAGCCCUUUUUCUCAUCAUCCUGCACCGAGUAUUCGACAUGCUCGGGCUGCCUGACGGAUAAUUCCUGCGGCUGGUGCCCGACCAGUCAGACCUGUGAGCUUAGGGACGGACCGAUGGUAUCCGUGGAUCGAUGCGGCACGGCGGUAGGGAUUACCACACAUCAUCUAAUCCUUCAGUGGGAUCAGUGCUUGGAUUGCGGGCUUUAUGUGGACUGCCUGACCUGUAUUGAGAAUCCAUUGUGCGAAUGGCUGUUAUCAGGAGAUGAUGCAAUCUGCACCAGACGAGGGCGCUUUGCAAAUAGCGUCGUCAACGCAAGUCAGUGCACCCAAAAAUGCCACGAGUACACUAACUGUGAGGACUGUUCCAAACGCACAAAGGAGUGUGCCUGGUGUGAGGUGACCAAGACUUGUUUCUCCUUUGGUACCUUCAUCACAUCGUUCACGUACGGCCAAUGUCCGAACUGGUUUGACUUAAAUAAGGAGUGUCCAUCGUGCUCUGCCUUCACAGACUGUCAGAGCUGCCUGGCUAACUUCAGAUGUGGCUGGUGUGGUAACCGUGACAACCCCACCCUGGGAAAUUGUCAAGAGGGGAACUUUGGAGGUCCCAUCUCGAACCAGUCCUGCAAUGCCUUUGUGGCCGACCAGUACAGUAACAUCACUGUUGCGGAUCCAGCUGAUUGGUCAUAUGAGUUCUGCCCAGACGUUCAAGAAUGCCUGCUGGGAUUAGACAACUGUCACCCCAACGCAACGUGUAACAACACGCAGACCGGGUUUGAGUGCACGUGCAACCGAGGCUUCAAAGGCGAUGGGCGAGACGAGUGUGUUAAAACCUGCUUCCAUGAGUGCAUCAAUGGCCAGUGCAGUGAGGCGCCAGACUACAUGUGUAUUUGUGACACUGGCUGGACUUGGGAUAACUGUAGCAUCAACUGUGGAUGUAAUAAUCACAGUAAUUGCUCUACGGGGAUCGGGAUCUGUGACUCCUGUGAACACCCGACCAUGGGGCAGUUCUGUGAGCUGUGUAAACCAGGGAGCUACGGUAACGCCACCGACCCCGACUUAGGCUGCCUGGAGUGCCAGUGUAACGGUCACGGUGACGUCACGCUCGGUAGCUGUGACAACGUGACCAGUGUUUGUUACUGCACGGAGAACACCAAGGGGGACCACUGUGAGGAAUGUGUAGAGGGGUUCUACCAUGACCCAAGAUUCCCCCAGCACUGCUCCCGUGAGUGUGAUGGCCGCAUGCUGCUGACCAACGUCGACUCGGCCGCCCUGGGCUCCAGCCAGGGGGAUGGUGUCAUGCAUCUGUCUCAGACCUACUGCCUGUGGGUGUUGACCGUCGGCGACAACUUGACGCACACGGCGGGGAUGACCAACCCACCGAGUAUCAGCUUCACUGUAGAGGGCAUUGGGGGAGUCUGUGGGCAAGACCAUGUGUAUGUUUAUGAUGGCAUCCCAGAGCAUUUGUCGAUGUCUAAUCCGGCGAGUGUAAGGAUUGAACUAGGAGCCUUCUGCGGAGAGGCUUUACUGGAUCGAGUCUCCGCAGUCGCUUACUCGGGUACAAUGACAGUCAUCUUUCAAACUUACUUUCCCGAUAUGAGCGAUUCCCCCGGAUUCGCAGCCAGCUAUUACAUCCACCGGUGCCCUGGUGACUGUGAGGGUAACAGGGAGUGCGUUGUUGGGAAGUGCCGCUGUAGUGCUGGGUACCGGGGAGAGCUGUGCGACAUUGAGAUGUGCCCGUCCAACUGCAGUGCGGAUAAAGGACAAGGGACGUGUGAUCAGGAUAUGGGAGUCUGCGUUUGCUCUCCUCCCUACGGCGGCGACGCCUGCCAGUAUUCCAUCCUCCCCCUCUCUUCCCUGGGCCAAGGGAUGUGGUCCCCUCUAGCGGAUGAGGCACGGCUUGACCCAGACGCCAGCUCCACCAUCGGGGCUGUACCGUGUGGCCGCAUGGGGCACACCUUGAUUCCGGGCGUCGACGACAGACUAUGGCUGUUUGGGGGAUACUCUCACAGCCAAGGGGACAUGAAUGAUGUCUGGAGCUUCAACCUUGACACAAAACAAUGGAGGAGACAUUUAUCCGGCAGCGUUGCGCAUCCAGCACCGAGGCGCUUUCAUGCAGCCACGUUCUACGCCACCUCCAUGGCGAUCUCUGGAGGGAUGAACGACACCACGGUCAUGCAGGAUGUCUGGUUCUUCAAUACCAUCAGCGAAAAUUGGUCUCAGAUUCCGUCCGACUUUCCGCCGUUGGCGAGCCACUCCCUGACCCUAGUGCCGGACCAGCAGCUCGUUGUGAUUGGUGGUUACUCACCAUCCAGCGGCCUGCAGAAGGACGUACUGGAAUUCAGUAUUGGGGAGGGCAAAUGGUUACCAAUUACUGUAACUGGUACCCCGCCUACAGGUCUGUUUGGUCACAGUACCGUCUGGCAUCAAGCGUCCAGUGCCCUGUACGUGUAUGGCGGAUAUCGGUUCCAUCUGGACGGAAUCUUCGUCUCCGAUAAGCUCUACUCGCUGACUUACAAAGGGAGCGGCAACCGCUGGAGUAUCCUCCCAGCGGAGCCAAGCCAACAGCAACUGCCACACAUGUUCCAAGCAGCUGCCUCUCUGAAUGAUUACAUGGUAGUAAUAGGAGGUGGGACACCCUCACAUAAUGCCUCGGACACCCUGCUAGCGUACCAGUAUAACUGCAACCAGUGGGUCGACCUUAGAGGUUUUGUUGUCGGUACACCCCCACCUCCUGCGUCUUCCCUGGCCGCUGUUGUCUCCGAGGAGACGAUUUACGUCUUUGGUGGCUACGACGGGAAGACCCUCGGUUCCCUCCACAAGCUGUCUCUGCCCUCUGACCUCUGCGCUUUGCAGACCACGGUGGAUGGGUGCCAGGCAAUGUACGGGUGCGCAUCCUGCGCAGUGACUAACGGCACUCAGGAGUUGCUCUUCUGUAUAUCUAAUCUGGUCGUUGACGAUACGAGUUGCGCCGGUGUCUUCACACAAGGCACAGUCUGCAACGUUGAGAAAGUAGAGAGUAGGGAAUGCAGAGAAGCGAGUUCUUGCGGGGAGUGUGUGUUGAUUCAUCCAGCCCAUUCAAGUGCAAUACAGACUUGUAAGUGGUGUUCCCAGUGCCCAGUAGGUGCCUGUAUCCCAAUUGAUCUGAGCUGUGUGUUGGAGAAUGACUGCAAGGCUGGUACCCAGCGGGCCAUCACAGACUCCUCUACGUGUCUUGAGCUUGACUGUGAAGCUAGCGACUGUAAUAAAUGCGUCGGCACUGGACUCUGUAUAUGGUCAAGGCAGUUCCAACGAGCAGGUGAAAUUAGGUAUCUCGUGAACGAGUUUCCCAUUUACACCUGGAACUGUUUCAGCUCCCAGCUUCCAGAUUUAGCUCCGUCUACGAUCGUCAUCCAAGCGUCUCCGCCCAACGCCUGCCCGAUGCCCUGUCACAACCACACUACCUGUGAGUCAUGCCUGACUUCGGACGGGGCUGCAGGGGGAUCCAAAGAGUGUAGGUGGAGCGACCGACUCGGCCAGUGUAUCUCCCCAACCUAUCAGCCUUUAGCCUGCGCCACUGGGUCAUGCGGUCCCCUCGCCCACACCAGUAGUAACAGCUGCCCCACCCCAUGCUACCUCAAUACCCAGUGCACCCAUUGCCUUGAGAAGCCGGGCUGUGGGUGGUGCGCCUUAGGAGAGGGUAAUGGAACGGGCGUGUGCAUGGAAGGAGGGCUAUAUGAGCCAACGGGGGGUGUGUGCACAGCCCAGAACGUCAGCGUGCACAAUGUCCCUCUGGAAGAGUCUGUUACGGCAGCCAUCAAGGCAUCAAGGAAGCCACCAGUGUGGUCGUUCAUUGCUUGCCCACCGGAGAACGAAUGUUUGAAUGGUCACCAUGACUGCCGCGAGAAUGAGGAUUGCAACGACACACUGACAUCAUUCGAGUGCAACUGUAAACCCGGCUACUAUCAAGAAGAUGAGGAGGCCAAGUGUCUGCCAGUCUGCAUCCCUCCUUGCAUCAGGGGAUCCUGUAUCAAACCAGAUCUAUGUCAGUGUGACUUCGGCUACGUCGGCAAGGACUGUAGUGUGAAGUGUGAAUGCAACGGUCAUAGUACGUGCGCCGGAGUGGACAGCAAGUCAGACUGCCUCAAGUGCAUGAAUAAUACACAGGGUCCAAACUGCGAGAAGUGUCUCCCGUUCUUCAUUGGAGAUCCCGCCGACGGCGGAACGUGCGUGCCGUGUUCAACGUAUUGCCAUGGCAACAGUGAAAUUUGCAUCACAGAGGAGAAUUACAACCUGUCCAGGGAUGCGGGUCUGUCGCUAGACGUGGACAAUCUGGAAAGCUUCUUCCCUAUUGGUGCAGUCCAAGACGCCAUUUGUGUAAACUGCCGUAACUUCAGCGCGGGUAACAUGUGCGAGACGUGCAUUGACGGUUACUUCAAAAAUGAAGACGUCUGCCAACCGUGUCAAUGUAACGGUCAUUGGGACAGAUGUGACAAAGUGACCGGUGAGGACUGCCAGUGUAAGAACAACACAGAUACACCCUCGUGCCCAACGGAGCAAUACCCUAAACCUUGCUGGCAGCACCAGUGUUCCGCCUGCGAAGAGCUCUUCAUCGGUACUCCGACAGACGGUCACCAGUGCUAUCGUCAGAUGCAUGUUGAUCAGGAUACGUGCUUUGACCCAGAGACUCAGACCAAUUGUCCAUUAGACUCCAGCCCCCUCUACAACGGCAGAGCGUCCUUCUUCGUCGUUCAGCCCAAGUUCACCAACCUAGACAUCCGGCUGACCAUCGACAUCACGUCUGGUGCCCUCGACGUCUACAUCACGUACAGCUCAGAGUUCUUCAAGAUAAUGACGAAUCAGACGUCAGGGCGUCACAUGGUGGAGCUGGAUGGGGCGGACCUGUUUGAGGAGGCAUACCGGUCUAAGAGGGGCUCAGACGGCACCCUGCGGAGACAUCAACGGCAUACUGAACUCACUCCAUCAAGUGGACAGACUGCCUCCGUCGAGCCGCCCAUCUACAACCAGCUCUUGGAGUACACAGCUGGCACACCCAUCAACACCUUCGUCAAGAUCUCCGAGACUUACUUCGUGACAAUCAUCCGCAACCUCCAGAACCGCCUCGUGGUCACCCUCCCCGAAGAGACGCACAGCCUCAAGUCGCGCAAGUUCUACAUCGUGCUGUUGAGCCGGGAGAGCGAUGGUGGUGCCAAGGCGAACGCCACAAACGGAAUCAUGUACUUCCGCCAGGACCAGCCGCACAUCGACCUCUUUGUCUUCUUCUCAGUCUUCCUGUCUUGCUUCUUUCUCUUCCUGGCGAUUCUCGUUGUCGGCUGGAAGGUUAAGGUCGGCCUCGAGGCUAGGAACGAUCGGCAACGGCGAGCCCUUGAGUUGGAACACCGGGCGAGCCGGCCGAUCGGACAGGUGCUGCUGUUCAUCGACAGGGCGCCUCUAGCUCCGUAUGCGCCCCCUCCGUCAUCGUCGUCCUCGUCGCGUAGGCAUAGCCGACUGAAGAAAGGCUGGGUAGACCCACAUCAAGCUUCUCGUCCUACAUCUGCUAGCAACAAAGAGCGCUUCCGAACCGGUUCAAUCGCCACGGAGCCCACAGAGGACGACAUGGCAGCUGUCUGCACAACAAUCAUCUCCCUCCCCGGUGGUGCGGUCGCCCCUGUCCAGGCCUGCCUGGGCUCUGCCCUCGUCCUCCUGAAGGCGUCCAAUCGCCUCGUGGACCAUCCGCCCCAGCAACGCACCAUACGCUUCUCAAACGGUAGUAAAGCAGGCAUGUGCCGGUAACUGAGGGCGGCUACCGGAAUUCUCCGUCUUAGUUUGAACUUUUUUGACAUAAAUGUCUGUAUUAUUAUAUAUAUAACAGAGAUAUUUUUUAUAAGGUUAAUUUUUGAGUUUGUGUAUCCAAGAGUUGUGUGUACAUUUUCGUUAUUGGUUGUUGUUCUUUCUUUGGAGUACAUGGAGCGGAGCAAGUAAAAAGCAUGAUGGGCAUUGUAUACCAGUUUGUAUUCUAAAGAAACGUGUGUGGAUUCGGUUCUUCUCUUAAAGGAACAUUACAGAAUUGGUAAGAAAAAAACUUCUCAAAGAUCACAGAUUUACUGAAAACUUACACGG
Molecule: messenger RNA, 8899 nt
Organism: Asterias rubens (European starfish)
Lineage: Eukaryota; Metazoa; Echinodermata; Asteroidea; Forcipulatida; Asteriidae
Product: multiple epidermal growth factor-like domains protein 8
Exons: 45
Coding region: 179-8572 (2797 amino acids)
Molecular function (GO): protein binding; calcium ion binding
Source: RefSeq, a predicted model, not a curated record